Molecule: messenger RNA, 1293 nt
Organism: Symbiodinium sp. CCMP2592
Lineage: Eukaryota; Dinophyceae; Suessiales; Symbiodiniaceae
Source: the annotation of a GenBank genome assembly
AUGAUCACGUCACGGCGGCAUAUAGCCACAGAGGUGCCUUCAACGAACUUCGUGCAGGCCGGCGGAAACGGAAUUUAUGGGCCGAUGGGAGAUCAGGUUGAGGCUUUGAGUCAGUUCAGCCCUAACAUCUACGAACAGGUGAUGGUUCGACGGCAGUUGCUUGCGUACCGGAGUCAGGUGUCGAAGGAUGAUGUGCCCGAGUAUGUCGUGGAGGUGGCCCCCGUGCCAGUUCCUGUGCCACCGUCGAAAGACGCAGGCCUGCCAUUCCGUCAGCAAUCUGAGCCGAUUGUGACGAGCAAGAGCUCGUCUUCCAUGAUGCGGCGUCAGAUGUCUGCGCAGGUCGAGAGGCCCCCUCCGAAGAAAGCCGCGCCCCUCGUUGUCUCUGCCAAUGCCUGGCGUCCGGCGGCCAAGAAGUCUCCGGAGGACGACCUCAAGCGCCAGGUGCAAGGCUUGCUCAACAAGAUUUGCCCGGAAAACGUCGCCUCCAUCAUCGAGAAGAUUGCGGCCAUCGAGGUCCAGGACAUCAAGCAAUUGGAGGCCAUCAUCGAGCUUAUGUUCAAGAAGGCAAUCACGGAACCCCACUACUGUGAGACCUAUGCGGACAUGGUCUUCAGUCUCAAGGCUGUGUACCCCUCGUUCCCAUCACCGGAUGGCGGCAAGCCGAUCACGUUCAAGGGGCUGGUCCUCAAUAUCUGUCAAAAUGAGUUUGAGGAGCUGCUUGCGUCCAACGACAUCAGCGCAGAGCAGAAGGCCAAGCUUGAUGAAGAGGAGCUCGAGUACAUGCGCAAGAAGCGCAAGGACCGCAUGCGCGCGAACAUGAAGUUCAUUGGCCACCUGUUCCUGCGUCAGCUGCUGUCCGCCAAGGUGAUCGGAAGCGUCAUUUGCGAGCUGGUGCUCUGUGAGCAGGUGGAUGACCUCCCAGAGGAGCAUGCGCUGGAGUGCGCAUGCGAACUGCUGCUGGCGAUCGGCUAUACCAUGGAAAACAUGAUUGCCGGCCAGUCUGCACUCACUUCUGUCUGCGGCCGCUUGAAAGAGCUGAUGAAGCGAAAGCUCGAGAACGGCAAAGGCGCAUACUGCAAGCGCGUGCAAUUCAUGAUCCAGGAUGUCCUUGACACACGCGCUGCUGGCUGGCAGAAGAAGGUCUUCAAGGCCGCAGCAAAGACCAAGGAAGAGAUCAGAUUGGACCAGGAGAAGGAGAUGUCCGACAAAGCCAAGGGCAAGGACGUGACGAAGGCAGAGUGUGUCGUUACAGGCCAGCGCCCGGUGUACCUCUCGCAGGCUACCGGGGCGUAG